Messenger RNA from Aplysia californica (California sea hare), 1967 nucleotides. RefSeq lists its product as uncharacterized. The record is from RefSeq and is a predicted model, not a curated record. The transcript has 2 exons. Gene Ontology annotation, molecular function: structural constituent of chromatin; protein heterodimerization activity; DNA binding. The coding region runs from base 14 to 868 and encodes 284 amino acids. Gene Ontology annotation, cellular component: nucleosome. NCBI's taxonomy places the organism in Eukaryota, Metazoa, Mollusca, Gastropoda, Aplysiida, Aplysiidae.
UGAAUUCGAAAGAAUGGCACGUACCAAACAAACCGCUCGCAUGUCCACGGGUGGCAAGGCCCCUCGCAAGCGGCUUGCUACCAAAGCUGCUUGUAAGUCGGCCCCUGCCACCGGAGGUGUGAAGAAACCUCAUCGUUACAGGCCCAGUACCGUGGCUCUGCGUGAGAUCCGUCGUUAUCCGUCGUUUGAGACCCGCACGUUGUCGUUCAAACACCUUGUUCGUGAGAUUGCAAAAGACUUCAAGACCGACUUGCGGUUCCAGAGCUCUGCCGUAAUGACUCUGCAGAAGUCUUGCGUCAUGGUUCUGUAUGAGGCAUACCUCGUGGGUCUGCUUGAGGACAUCAGCCUAUGCCCCUUCAACGCCAAGCGUUUGACGAUUAUGCCCAAGGACAUCCAGUUGGCAAGAUGUAUCCGUGGAGAGCGUGCCGUAUCACAUUCUGAAUUCGAAAGAAUGGCACGUACCAAACAAACCGCUCGCAUGUCCACGGGUGGCAAGGCCCCUCGCAAGCGGCUUGCUACCAAAGCUGCUUGUAAGUCGGCCCCUGCCACCGGAGGUGUGAAGAAACCUCAUCGUUACAGGCCCAGUACCGUGGCUCUGCGUGAGAUCCGUCGUUAUCCGUCGUUUGAGACCCGCACGUUGUCGUUCAAACACCUUGUUCGUGAGAUUGCAAAAGACUUCAAGACCGACUUGCGGUUCCAGAGCUCUGCCGUAAUGACUCUGCAGAAGUCUUGCGUCAUGGUUCUGUAUGAGGCAUACCUCGUGGGUCUGCUUGAGGACAUCAGCCUAUGCCCCUUCAACGCCAAGCGUUUGACGAUUAUGCCCAAGGACAUCCAGUUGGCAAGAUGUAUCCGUGGAGAGCGUGCCUAAGCGAGCUCACUUCUCAUCUGGUUCAUCCAGCGAAAAACAGCGAUCACCGGCCCACGAAACGAACGGUCCUUUUCAGGACCAAACCGAGUUCCCUAUUGAUGCUGUUACUUUGCUGAGUUAUGUGUUGUUGUCCCCCGCCCCACCCCACCUCUGUGUGUGUAUUGAUUAUUGUUGUUGUUGUUGUUGGUUGUGCCUCCUUAAAUAUAUAAAGCGCAAACCGCUGGCAGAGGCAGGUACAGAAUGAGAGUGAGACCCGCUGCCCCUCUGUGUGUUGCCGCGUGUCAACUCGUGUGCUCCCUUGUGCUGUCGUGGGUCCCUUCCUCCGUGUGGUCAGUCGUGAUAUGGAUACGGGUAGGGUUUGUUGAUAUUUUCUUGCUCCGGUUGGGAUGUGUUGCGUUGCUUUGUGAUUGUUGUGUCGUGGCAGUGAUUUGUUAUUGAUGACGAUCUGAUUGGUUGUUCCCCGUAAUUACUAAUAACAUGAUUAGAAUUAGAAGUUAACUGUCUGCUUCUCUAUCUCCGUCUCUCCUUUUUCCUUUUACAAGUCUACAGUGCAGUGGAGAAACACGGACAGAUGCACAGGGUGAUAUAGUAAUAGUCCUAAUGCAUACAGAGCAGUUGUGUGCUGUAUGUUUGUUCACAACAAUAGAGUUGAUGUUGGUGGCGGGCUGGGGGUGAAGGAUAGGCGUACAAGUGUGAGCAUGGGCUAUGGGUAGUCAAUUAGUGCGUAUGUGUGUGCAUGCACGUGUAUCUCUCUCAUUGUGUGUGUGUGUGUGUACACAAACAGAGUUGUUGGUAGCAGACAAGGGCUGUCGAAUGACCGUUAGUAGGGGUGAAAAUCACAAAGACUUAACAGUAAGAGAGUGCGUGUGCACGCACGAGUGUUUAUGAGUCACUCUCUCUCACUCACGCUCUCUCUCUCUCUCUCUCUCUCUCUCUCUCUCUCUCUCUCUCUCUCUCUCUGUGUGUGUGUGUGUGUGUGUGUGUGUGUGUGUGUGUGUUUACAUAAAUAGAGUUGAUCUUGUUGGCGGGCAAGAUUGUCCGGCGGUAAGGGUGAGAAACAAAAAGACUUAACAGGAAAGAGGUGAGUGCGUUGGUGUUC